UUUAAACAUAUCAUUAAAAUAUUUAUUAAAAAGUUAUUUUUAUGCAAUGCGGUAUGCCCGUAUUGGCUAAAAAAAUUAAAAAUUGCCAUUUGAUGUUGCUAAUAUUAUUUGGCAUAUUGUAUUUAACAAGCCCAAAAGUAAAGUGUGCUCUCUGUGACUCAAUAGUUUAAACCGGUGCAUUCAAUUAAAAUGACGACUGUUUAUGCUCGAGCUUUUUCCACAUCAUCUAUCAGUAAUCACAUUAUGAAAUUGACACGGUUACGUGUAGUUGAUAAUAGUACAAUCGGUAAGCAAGCAAUGGCUGAAGGUAAACCUCCCCGGUGUAUUCAUGUUUAUAAUAAAAAAGGGAUUGGCACAAUUGGAGAUAAAGUAUUAGUGGCAAUCAAAGGUGAAAAAGUAAAAGCAAUUAUAGUGGGCUGUGUUAAAACACAAAAACCAAAUAUACCUAGAUUCGAUAGUAACAACAUAGUAUUGAUUGAUGACAAUGGCACACCAUUGGGCACACGAAUUAAUGUUCCCAUUCCAAUAAUGCUUAGAACGAUUUUAAAAGAAAAAACUAUUGCUAAAGGAGCUGACUAUACAAAAUUAUUAGCUAUUGCCUCUACGUAUGUAUAAUAGUCUUCGAUAUAAAAUUAAAAUAGAUUUCAAAAUAUGUAUAAGUUUUUGUAGUGUUAAAAUAAAAGAUUAUUUAAUGUA
Messenger RNA from Adelges cooleyi (spruce gall adelgid), 696 nucleotides. RefSeq names its product 39S ribosomal protein L14, mitochondrial (gene mRpL14). Lineage: Eukaryota; Metazoa; Arthropoda; Insecta; Hemiptera; Adelgidae. Gene Ontology annotation, molecular function: structural constituent of ribosome. The coding region runs from base 190 to 615 and encodes 141 amino acids. The transcript is spliced from 2 exons. Gene Ontology annotation, biological process: translation. The record is from RefSeq and is a predicted model, not a curated record. Gene Ontology annotation, cellular component: ribosome; mitochondrion.